UUUCAACCUCGCAACCUCUUCAAUCGCAAUAUCAUCAACCUUCAACUACCUACCCUCUACGUUCUACCUAGCUACCUACCUGUUUACCAUACAGAACACAUACACGAAUAAACGCAUAGAAACUCGCACGAUGACAUUCACCGCCCCCGAACGAAAAGAGGGCGAACCCCCCAGGUUGAUCGUCGUCUCGAACCGUCUGCCCGUGACCAUCAAAAAGGAUGCAAAGACCGGGGAAUACACUUACAAGAUGUCCUCCGGAGGUCUCGUCUCGGCGCUCUCGGGAUGCAAGAAGACGAUGCAAUUCACCUGGAUCGGUUGGCCCGGCCAAGACAUCCCCAUGAAAGACCGCCAACAGGUCGAAGACCACCUCCUCAACGAAUUCAACUGUUACCCCGUCUACCUCUCGGACGAACUCGCCGACAGGCACUAUAACGGGUUUUCCAACUCGAUCCUGUGGCCGCUGUUCCACUACCACCCGGGUGAGAUGAACUUUGACGAGGACAACUGGUUGGCUUAUCGGGAGGCCAACAUGAGGUUUGCCGAGGUCGUCAACGGGUUCGUGGGCAAGGGAGACAUGGUCUGGGUCCAGGACUACCAUCUCAUGCUCCUACCGAUGCUCUUGCGAACGAUGAUGUCGGGAACUUCCGCUCAGGGCGAGACAACCCGAAAAGAACUCUCUCGAGUGGCCGUCGGCGUCUCUACCGACAUUUCCAAGGUCAUGGGUAUCCAACCUGCCAAGACUAGCAAGGCCGGCGUCCCGCUCACCCCGGAAGCCUUGCCCAACUCGGCCCUCCCGCACGAACGUGCUAGCAAGACCCUGGACGAAGGGGUUGCCGACGUCGAAGGUGCCGACGAGGACGAGUUUGACGAAGAGAGGUUGCAGAGGCAACAACAGGAACGGGACGAUGCCGCCGUGGAAAAGGCUGCCGAGGCCAACGGCAAGGGUGGCGUCAAGAUCGGGUUCUUCUUGCACACGCCUUUCCCGAGUAGCGAGAUUUAUAGGAUCUUGCCCGUCAGGAGGGAGAUCUUGUUGGGAGUCUUGCAGUGUGAUCUCAUCGGUUUCCACACCUACGACUAUGCUCGUCACUUCUUGUCGUCCUGCACCCGUAUCCUCGGACUACCCACCAUGCCCAAUGGUCUCUGGUUCGAGGGUCGAUACGCCCACGUCGGUACCUUCCCCAUCGGUAUCGAACCCAUGCAAUUCGUCGAGGGUCUCGAGAAGCCGACCGUGCAGAAGCGUCUGGCUCAGCUGGAGAAGCGUUUCGAGGGCGUCAAGGUCAUCAUCGGAGUCGAUCGAUUGGAUUACAUCAAGGGUGUCCCUCAAAAGUUGCACGCGCUCGAGACCUUUUUGCACCAACACCCCGAGUGGAUCGGCAAGGUCGUCCUCGUCCAGCUCGCCAUUCCCUCGAGGCAAGACGUCGAAGAGUACCAAAACCUGAGGAGCAUGACCGAACAGCUCGUCGGACGCAUCAACGGACAGUUUGGGACCGUUGAGUUCAUGCCGAUCCAUUUCAUGCACACCAGCGUGGCCAUGGACGAGCUUACCGCCAUGUACGCCCUUUCGGACGCUUGUUUCGUCACCUCGACGAGGGACGGGAUGAACUUGGUCGCCUACGAGUACAUCUCGAGUCAGGUCAAGAAGCACGGUGUCAUGAUCUUGUCCGAAUUCGCCGGUGCCGCUCAGAGUUUGAACGGAAGCUUGAUCAUCAACCCUUGGGACGUGCAAUCUACGGCUGAUGCCAUUUACGAUGCCGUAACCAUGGACGCCGAGACCAAGAAGAGCAACCACGACAAGCUGUGGAAGUACGUCUCGACCCACACGUCCGAAAAGUGGGGAACCGACUUUGUAUCCGAGCUCAAACGCAUUCAAGGCGCUCCUCCUUCCGCUCCUGUACCUGGUGGCCGUAACAGGCGAACGAGCGUUGCGGGAAGCAUCAUGUCGUCUGCCGGUGGUCGAGCCAGGAGGACUUCGUCCAUCGUCGGGCUCAAGCAGUAACUUCGAGCGAGUUCGUUUGUGUUUGUGAGGUUUCGGGUCGUCUGCCUUGGGGACGCCUACAAUAUAUAUAGACAGUAGCUGUGACGGUGGAUUAGAUCUUGUCUGCCCAUCGCAAAAUGAAAGAAAUGAUUUAUUGUGCUGCGAA
Messenger RNA from Filobasidium floriforme, 2141 nucleotides. RefSeq names its product glycosyltransferase family 20-domain-containing protein. The transcript has 9 exons. The coding region runs from base 131 to 1996 and encodes 621 amino acids. NCBI's taxonomy places the organism in Eukaryota, Fungi, Basidiomycota, Tremellomycetes, Filobasidiales, Filobasidiaceae. Gene Ontology annotation, biological process: trehalose biosynthetic process; cellular response to heat. The record is from RefSeq and is a predicted model, not a curated record. Gene Ontology annotation, molecular function: catalytic activity. Gene Ontology annotation, cellular component: cytosol; alpha,alpha-trehalose-phosphate synthase complex (UDP-forming).